UUUGAUGCGUGUGUUGAUUUUUGCAAGUUGUUGACACUCCCAGCUCCCUCAGACCUCCUUGUUGCUGGUGAGCUAAAAAGUGUGAGUAAAUUCUAGGAACACAAGACGUCAAUGUCACCGUCAUCGCUGGAGAGCAAACCGAGAGCCAAAGAUGGCCAGACAUCACAAACAGUUUCUCAACUCGGUAGGGACGUGUGUGGAUGAAAUGCUCGAAGGGGUCGUGGCACUCAAUCCAUGCGUAAAGAAACUCAAAGGUCACAGAGUGAUACUACGAGGUGAUAUUGAAGAGUACCGACAGACGAGUAGGGUUGCCGUGCUCUCUGGUGGGGGAUCUGGACAUGAACCAUUUGCUGCAGGUUAUGUUGGUCAAGGAAUGUUGACGGGAGCCAUUGCUGGGUCAGUGUUUACUUCACCUCCAGCAAGCGAUAUAUUCACUGCUAUAAAAGCUGUUGCCAACCCAGCGGGGGUGCUGUUGAUUGUUGCCAACUACACGGGAGAUCGAAUCAACUUCGGUAUUGCUGCCGAGAAGGCAAGGUCACGUGGUAUCCAUGUAGAGACUGUGACAGUAGCAGAGGAUUGCGCCCUCACGAGUGUGGACAAGACAGCCGGAAGACGUGGACUUUGUGGCAUUAUCCUCGUACAAAAGAUUGCCGGAGCUCUAGCGGAAGAGGGGCACUGUUUAGAAGAAAUCGUCGAGGUCACGACUAAAGCUGUCAAGCACAUGGGAACCAUCGGUAUAAGCUUGUCUCCUUGUCACGUGCCUGGGUCUGGUGCCACUUUCCAAAUCCCUGAUGAUGAGAUGGAACUGGGAUUGGGAGUACAUGGGGAACCAGGCGUAAAACGGAUUAAAGUUUGUGAAGCUGACUCCAUUACAGCUAUUAUGAUUGAUCACAUGACCAGCUCCUCAACCAAUAGCCAUAUAGACAUCAAAUCAGGAGAUAAUGUGAUGAUUGUAUUGAACAACCUCGGAGGUACGUCUAGCCUAGAGCUAUGCUUGAUGUCUCGCUCGAUAAUCAACUAUCUAGAAUCAAAAGGCGUCGUUGUAGAGCGAGUUAUGGUCGGUCACUUCAUGACGUCACUGGACAUGGCCGGUUUUUCCCUUACCAUCAUGCAUCUGGACGAGCAAAGAAUAGCAUGCAUCGACAGUGCUACAAACGCUAUGUCAUGGCAUUGUCAGGAUAGCUUAGUCCGCUAUAAGAAUCAUGGAAAGCCUCGUGGGCAUGGCUUUGUGGAAUGCCAGGCAGAUUCACAAGAACAAAUAGUUACUAAGCGAAAUGAGGAAACAAGUCAGGAUAAUGUUAAACAAGGAUCGUCAACUAGACUGCUAAAAGUUGUGGUUUCUAUUUGUGAGUCUCUGAUUGCGUCUGAAGACAGACUGAACGAGUUAGAUAGGUCUGGUGGAGAUGGUGAUUGUGGCUCCACUAUGCGGCGUGGUGCUGAGGCUAUAUUGAGUAGUCGUGAUUCUCUUGUUGCCAUGGGAACUGUUGAGAUGAUUGGCGCCCUCGCCGGUAUAGUUGGUGAGAGUAUGGGCGGUUCCUCUGGCGGGCUCUACACGUUGUUUCUGACAGCAGCAGCUAGACGUCUCCAAUCUCAUCCUGAAGCAACUCACUGGGUUGACGCUCUUGACGCUGGUAUUCAGGCUGUAUGCAGAUAUGGUGGAGCGGAGCCUGGGGACCGAACCAUGCUCGACCCAAUGCACGCUGCCUUGGCAACACUAAAAACAGACCAGUCCAAACAGGAGGUAUUGGACAUAUCCCACUUUCGGCAAGCCGUGGAGGCAGCGGAAGAUAAAGCGGUAGAAACUGGCUUGAUGCAGGCUAGAGCAGGACGAGCUAGUUAUGUCAACCGGGAUCUAGUAAAGGAAGUAGACCCUGGGGCACAGGCAGUUGCAAUCUGGCUCCGUGCUGCAUGUCGAGCUUAUGACGUUGAGUAAGGCACUCUUCUCAUCCCAUGCUGUUUUCAUAACAUUAGAAAAGAAAAACAAAUAUUUUCUCAUGUAAAUUUAUACAGUUUUCAAUCAUACCGUUCAGGAAAUAGUUAUAAUUAAUAGCACUAUAUUUAGCUAUAUCAGGGAUGCCAUACAUCGGAUAAAUUAAGUAUUUUGUCAAUUAUUUUGUUUCACUUUCUUUUGCAAAUUAUACAAGUUCUGGUGCUGAGGCACC
Messenger RNA from Asterias rubens (European starfish), 2162 nucleotides. RefSeq names its product triokinase/FMN cyclase-like. The transcript is spliced from 16 exons. Gene Ontology annotation, biological process: glycerol catabolic process. NCBI's taxonomy places the organism in Eukaryota, Metazoa, Echinodermata, Asteroidea, Forcipulatida, Asteriidae. The record is from RefSeq and is a predicted model, not a curated record. Bases 152 to 1933 code for a protein of 593 amino acids. Gene Ontology annotation, molecular function: glycerone kinase activity. Gene Ontology annotation, cellular component: cytosol.